This is a messenger RNA of Pelodiscus sinensis (Chinese soft-shelled turtle), 2034 nucleotides long. RefSeq names its product TLR adaptor interacting with endolysosomal SLC15A4 (gene TASL). Gene Ontology annotation, biological process: regulation of toll-like receptor signaling pathway. NCBI's taxonomy places the organism in Eukaryota, Metazoa, Chordata, Testudines, Trionychidae. The record is from RefSeq and is a predicted model, not a curated record.
AGGUGUGCAAUAUGGUGUGGCUCUAAUAAAGAAGUUAUAAAACCUCCAAAUCUCCCUGGGACUUCCCUUUGAUUCUUCUGAGUAAUGGAGAAAAACAAAAUACAUGUCUUCUUUGCAGUGUGAAAAGACCUACAUACAAAAUGUUGUCAGAAGGGUAUCUUUGUGGAAUCCCCUACCUUUGUGAGGACUUCUUGAGUUCCAAGCUCUACAUCAAACAAGCAGCAGAGGAGAAGAUGCAUGAGAUGAGCUAUAUGUGCAACUUUACCUGUGCCACCACGGAUGAAACACAAGGCAGAGGUCUCUUUCAGAAGUGCAGAUCUGUUGGCAAGUUUUUCUCUUCAGUUUGUUCUAAAGGAAGCAAACACAAUGGAAGACAGAAAGAGACUUUACCACAGGUUAUCCAAAACCCUGAGUUUGAAAGGCAAACAUCUCCAGCUGACGAUAUGUCUGAAGGAUCCACAAGCAGAGAUACCUACCUGGUUCCUUCUUCCUGUAAAAGCAUUUGCAAGAAUUACAGUGAUUUGCACAUUGCUGGUGGUCAUGUGAUGCCCAUUAGCUCAGUAGCUACAGAUUUUACCUGUGACAGUGGGAUAGGCCCAUUCUUGGAGUCAUCAGAGAUUCCUCCACCUAUGGAAUCCAUGAUUAUGCCCCCCAGUAAUGUCAUUCACAAGCCCGUCCAAGGGUACUCGUCAUGCUGGCGAGUGACCAGCAUCAUGCAACACCAGCAGCCACUCUCCAAUUCAAUGCUGAAUGACUAUCUAGAGCAGAAAGUGAUGGAGCUGUACAAACAGUAUAUCAUGGACAGCAUGGUCAACAGCGCAUCACCCACACAAAUCAUGGCCUCUGAGCUUAUCAUGACCAACGUAGACCAAAUCAGCAUGCAGAUAUCACGAGAGAAAAAUAUGGAAACCACCAAGGCCAAAGACAUGGUCAUUAACUGCCUGUUGAGACUGGCCAGUGGAAAAGUGUCCACUGAAAUAAGCACCCCUAGUCUGCAUAUAUCUCAAUAAAGCAGGAUCAGUAUGUUGACGGGUGGCAUUAAGGUGGUCUGCAGCUAGAAAGCUUACAGGUUUUGUAAAUGCAAAUGUUAAGUUCUCAGUUAUAAUACUUUUCUGGUAUUGUUGAAUUAAACUCUGUUAUAACUAAUCUUGUUGUUAUUGACCAAUUUCUGUUGGCCAAAGAGACAAGAUUUUUAUUUGGUCCAGACCUGAAGAAGAGCUCUGUGUAGCUUGAAAGCUUGACUCUUUCACCUGCCCAAGUUAGUCCCAUAAAACAGUGGUUCCCAACCUGUGCUCUGCAGACCCCUGGUGAUCCACAGUAGUACUGCAGGGGAUCCAUGGACAGUUCAAAAAAUAAGGAUCAGGUCCACUUAUGUCUCUUUUUCCCCCAGGGAGGGGAUGCCGUGAAAUGUUAAUAGAUUGAAAAGGGAUCCAAAUGCUCAAAGAGGUUGGGAACCACUGCCACAAAAGAUAUUACCUCACCCACCUUGUCUCACUAGCAUCCUGGGACCCUCAAGUCUACAACCACACUGCAAACAUUGUUAUUUAUUAUUUGUACUGUCCUUGCACCUUAGAGCCCCAGUCCUCCUGCUUUUUCAUCAUUUGUGCAAGCGUGAACCUCAGCCUUCAUCCCAAACACAGCUUUGUCCAGAUCUUCCAACUAUGACUAAUCUCCACUGUCUGCCCAGCUCCAUCCAUUCCCUUACUUUCUUUGUUUCUUCACCUUCCCUGCCUCUCAGAUCCAAUCCAAGUUCCAUUCUGAUCCAAGUAAGCUGCCCAAGUGUGGGUCUGAAUUUGUUUUCCUCUGAACUGAACCAUUACAAAGAACGGAGAAAAAUGAUGACCAGCAAUCACUUGCAGAUAUUGUUUUUGUUGUUGCAAAAUGUAGCUUGAGGACUCAGACUCAGAGCUUUAGAAAAUAACACUCUACCAUAUGAGUUAAAAGAGAAUCUUCAUUAUCUGUUAGAUGCAAUAUUCUUUUUUUUCUUUAGGCCAUUUAUGGAUAUUUUCUUAUGAAACAAGUAGGUAUAAGGUA